CCAACACUACUUUUGUGUCAGCUGGUUUGUACUCAACUUGUACACAAAGUAGAUUCAAAGAAUUUCGAACGCCACAAAUUGGCAGGGGGAAAAAAAACCACUAAAUUAAAACAUUAAAAUCGGACCGGGAGGGGACACUCGUAAUGCCACGGCCAAGACUCAUGACGGUUAUAGUAUAGUAAUAACCCCGCCGGGCUAGCUCGCUAGCUGCUUAGCCAUUUGUUCGCAAUCAUGGCUUCUCGGCAGCAGAGUUCCAAACAGCGGGUGAGGAAACAACAGCGGGGGGACGACGAUGAUGACGACGACUCGGACGCCGAAGAGACCAGCCCGAGCCGCAGCCCCAGUCCGAACCCCAGCCGGGGCCCGCGUAGAUCGCAGAUCAUUCAUAGCGGGCACUUUAUGGUAUCAUCGCCGCACAGCGAGCACCCACCGAAGAAAGGCUACGACUUCGACACGGUCAACAAACAGACCUGUCAGACGUACCACUUCGGCAAGGCCAGCACGUCUCACAUCUCCAUCGACGCCUCGCUCACCAAACUCUUCGAGUGCAUGACGCUGGCUUACAGCGGUAAACUGGUGUCUCCCAAAUGGAAAAACUUCAAAGGUCUGAAGCUGCUCUGGAGGGACAAGAUCCGCCUCAACAACGCCAUCUGGAGGGCCUGGUACAUGCAGUAUGUGGAGAGGAGGCAAAAUCCCGUUUGUCAUUUUGUGACUCCGCUGGAGGGAAACAUAGACCUGGAAGCGCAUCGUACUUCCGAGAUGAUCACCACAGAGGGCAAAUGCUGGAAGAGAAGAAUAGAAAUUGUCAUCAGAGAGUAUCACAAGUGGAGGACUUACUUCAAGAAAAGAUUGCAGAAGCACAAGGAUGACGACCUGUCGAGUUUACUCAAGGGGCCCAAGGAGCAGUUAGGGCUGUUUGGGGAAGUCUCUCCAGACAUGCUCCGUGCUUGCUUUUGUCAGGAUGAAGAGAGCGAGGCCCCCGUGCCCAUGGAGCUGGAGAGCCUCUUUGACAUGGAGAUGCUAUUGUCCGAGGUGUCUGACACGCUCUUUUCCACCUUGGUCUCGCACCAGACCACCGCCUGGCCCAACCCCAAGGAGAACGCUCAUGCGGUCAACGCAGACAUGAUCCAACCGGGCCUCAUGCAGCUGCAGCCCAACCUGGACUUUUCUUUCGAUCCACUACAAGACUUAUUUCACAGCUUCCGUCCGCCCGUCUUCCUCCCCGUUUCCCCCACCGCACCGUCAGGCACCCCACUGCCCGGCAGCGGCUCUCCGUCGCAGAGCCACUUAUUGUCGUCCAUGCAGCUCACAGACAGCCAAAUCCCGUCCCCCAUGACCAGUGCAACCAGUGGAACCAGUGCUGAGAGCAUUGUGGACAACUACUUGCCUCUUUAUCCGGGGCAGGUGGCGCUCAGUGAGCACGCCGCCGUUUCCUCUCAUAAUCCGCUGGCGUCCCAGUGCCUCCCAACGGCCCCCAUUCUCCCCCGCACCUUGGACUCCGCAGCAACCUUGGGCGAGACCGUCGCGAUCUCGCCCUCCGCUGCGCCGACCGCCGAUGCGGCGUGCACGCAUCCCCCGCCGCCUCCCCCUCGGCUGCCCUCCCUGGUUCCGCUGUUAGCCGCCCCGAAGCCUCCGCCGCCGCCUCACACCUUUGCCCGCCCCCGACACCUCCAGCCGGCCAACGGGCACAAAAAACGAGACUUGAAGAAGAUUUCCCCAGCCAACCCAGUCGCCACUCAGCAGCUCUUCAUCACAGGCGUCAUCCCGGCAAUGAAAACCGACGUGACCUCAGCUCCCGGGGUGCUGAUCACUCAUUGUGGAGUGGCCGGUGGGUUCUCUGUAGUACCUCAAACCCAAAAGUCUCCUCAGUGCAUCAUCCCCUCAGAGAACUCGUUUUCCUCCAGCCACCGAAACCAGAAGCCCGCUUCGGUUGUCGUGAAGGGCCAGCCAAGGUCAGGCCAAGGUUCCCCUUGUGCUUUAGAUCAAGUUCCAAGUCCACAGUCACUGAUCACCAGCAGCAGCAGCAGCAGCACAACACCUCAGAUUCCAAGGAGAGCCCACAUCGCCGAGCAGAAGAGACGAUCAAAUAUCAACCACUGCUUCAAAACCCUCGGUGGCCUGGUCCCCACCCUCAACUCCCAAGCCAACAUCAGUAUUGCAGUCACAAUGCAAAAGACGGUGGAACAUGUUGAAAAGCUCAAGCAGGAGAGGGAGCAAAUGCAAGAAGACAUCAGGAAGCUGCAGGAGGAGAUCACAAACCUCAAAGCCUGCAUUAACCUGUGUCACGACCAGAUGCCGGCCACGGGAGCCCAGGUCACGCAGCGGCGCUUUGACCACAUGCAGCACAGGUUCACUGAGUACGUCAAGCUGCGUUCCCGGCAGGACUGGAAGUUCUGGCUUUUCAGCGUCAUCAUCAAGCCUCUCUUCGAGUCCUUCAACAAGAUGGUGUCGACCGCGAGCGGAACGGAGCUUUGCAAGACAACGCUGGAGUGGCUCGAGCGCCACUGCUCCCUGGUCGCACUCAGGCCCAUGGUCAGCAGCAGCCUUUGCCAGUUGAGCACCAGCACCUCCAUCCUCAGCGAUCCAUCACGCUUGCCUGAAGAAGCCAUUCAGGCACUUAGGCACGCCGACGUGGAGCCUCGAUCACAGGCCAUCUGAUGUCCAUCCUUUUCCUCCUCUAAGUCGUCAUCAUCAUCAUGGAGGGCUCAACUCGUCUUCCUCUUUUUGGACUCCUGAGAGCUCUAACGGCUGUGCGCAUGGGUGGCGUCUUUUUUUCGGGGGGCAUUUUUGUAGUCCGGCGUUGUUAGAAAUGAGCCCGUGCGCCGUUGUGGGAGUGAACACAGCAAGCUUGAUUACUGGCCAAUCAAAGCUCCCUCCCUCACAGUUGACGAUGCGCCCCUUUUUUUACACCGAACAUGUCUGCGAAAUAGGGCUUUCCAUUGUCAUCUCCGGCACAAUUUUUUAUUUGUAUUAUUUUUUUUGGCAGAAAGCCCGUUUGCCUCGGCGUGAGUCAUAAUGAACAAUGUUAAACACAGUUCAGAAGCGAAAUGAGUGUGUGGGUAAGUUUCUUUGAAUUUCUCGUAAAGCUUGACACCACAAUGUAGCCCCCCCCCAUUUCCUCCGUCCUUCACAUUUUCCUUGCUCAGCUCUUUUCUGGUGACCUACAGCCCUCAUAGGGAGCUUCACAGAAAUAGCAAUAAAGCACAUAGCUUGUUUUUUUUGUCUCUCCAAAUAUGUUCAGUGCAAACAGUGCCGUGAAAAAGUAUUUGAACAUUUGUCCAGUUCUUUGACACAGUUUCCUCACUUCAGCGUUUAAACUCAUGAGUACUUGUUAAUAUCAGAUAACUCAAAGAGAUGAAAUGCUAUUCUAUUUAUUAAGGAAUUAAUGAUUUAAAGCGGGCGCCUCUAUCAAAAUGUACUUGGCUCCUAUCCCGAAUAAUUGCCGGGGCCACUCGGCAGCAACAAGUAGGAAUGAGUCGUUCACGUCUUGGCGGGACUACUUUGCUCCACUUUAGCAACACUGGAGGGUUUCCGAGCAAGCGUGGCCUUUUAAAGGUCAUGCUAGGUUCAAUCAGUCUGAUAAUCUGAAUAAAGUGGGGAAACUAUGCCAUAAAACUAAGACAUUUAAAAAGAUACUUUUUCAUGGCACUUUAUAUUUACCGUGUGGAUUAGUUGUCUCGUCGUGUGAGUGCGUGUGUAUAUACAGUUUUUGUAUCGAUCCAUGUGUUCUUGUCGGGCUCUCAGGGCAGCGCUGUUGAGCACACAAAACUCACAUUUUGUCUUCCAAUCAUUUUUUAUGAUCACAAUGUAAAUGCAGUGUCAUGUUUUCUCUUCAACAAACGUAAUGAAACGACGCAGUUUGUCAUGUUUUGUACUCAACCAUUUUAAUCACAACAUAAUGCGCUGUCAUGUUUGAUCACAAAACAAUGCUGCGUCUUCAAAAUGUUUUGUGAAAAAAAAAAAACACACGUGUUUUGUUUUAGCAUGACUGGUCACAAAAACAAACAGGGUUAUGUUUCGUUUGCCACAGUCUUUUUAACUACAAAAUACGUUGCCAUAUGUAGACUUGAACACAUUUUUGGAUGCCAAAAAUGCUUUGUUGUGGCUUGUCGCCAACAAACGUCUUGAUUACACAACCUUCAUUGCAAUGUUACGUCCUCAACAACCUUGUUAAACACACGAGAAGAAAAUCUAGUCAUGUUUCAUCUUCAACUUUUGGAUCACUAAACAAUGCGGUUUUGUGUUUUUGAUGCCAACAUGUAUUGUCAUAUGGAAUCAUCAACCUUUUUUAUCACAAACAA
Syngnathus typhle (broad-nosed pipefish) is the source of this 4301-nucleotide messenger RNA. RefSeq names its product MLX interacting protein (gene mlxip). NCBI's taxonomy places the organism in Eukaryota, Metazoa, Chordata, Actinopteri, Syngnathiformes, Syngnathidae. Gene Ontology annotation, biological process: regulation of transcription by RNA polymerase II. The transcript is spliced from 17 exons. The coding region runs from base 232 to 2658 and encodes 808 amino acids. The record is from RefSeq and is a predicted model, not a curated record. Gene Ontology annotation, molecular function: protein dimerization activity; DNA-binding transcription factor activity, RNA polymerase II-specific; RNA polymerase II cis-regulatory region sequence-specific DNA binding. Gene Ontology annotation, cellular component: nucleus.